UAAAAACUCAAAUGACAGGAUCAGAUGUUUUGUUAUCAUUUAGUGUACUGUAUAAUACAAUGUAUUUUGGAAGUUAAAUUGGCAAGAACGUAAUUGAGGUUUUAAUGUUACAGGCCAAGGAGAUGUUUACAAGUCACAAUGGUUUGGAUAUACAUUGUUUGACUUUCUUUCUGAUAAGGACACGCCAAAUGACACAUUCGAUACAAUGGAGAAUGCUAAUACGCAAAGGGGUCCUGAGGAAAAUCGAGAAGAAUCAUACAAUGAUGAAUCUAUUGUCGAUGAACCCGCAACGGUCGAAGAUGAACCACCGGCGUCUACAAAUACAACAAUGGCGUCUGUAACUGCAACGGCGGCGUCUACGAGUACAGCGACGGCGCCUACUUCUAACAUUUCCCAAGCUAGGAAAAGAAAACGUCGUAAUGAUGCUGACAACGCACAAAAUGAAAUGCUACUUGAUGCAUACUCCAUUUUGAAAAAGACAUCGGCUACUCCUACUGACCACUAUGAAACCUUUGGAAUGCAUGUAGCAAGUGAACUGAGGAAAUAUGACUCCAACACUUUACCUCAUGUGAAGAGGGCAAUAUCAGAUGUGUUGUUCAGAGCAGAUAUUGGAGAAUUUACCCCCAAUCACAACGUCCUUAAUACUUAUGGGUACUACAGUUCUUUCAGUACGCCCACACAGCGUUCGUCUGGAAGUACCUACCAUCCAACUCCUACGCCUCCACCUUCCGAUGCUGUACUUGAAAUUGAAUCAAGGCCUCCUCAACAAGAAGACACUUUACUACACUACCUGACUGACGAAAGAUAAUAACAUGAAAUGUUGUAAUAUGCAAGCUACAUUGUUAAACAUUACAAUAUAUUGAUCUUUUGAAGUACCUAAAUUGUUUUCUUACCUUUAUGUAGUCCCUUAGGGCUUCAAUCAGUGCAUCACAUACUUCUGGAACAAUCACAGAUAUUGGUUGUUUGGAUAUACGAAAGAGGUAUUGCAAACUUGUAAAUGAAUCUCCAGUAGCUAAGAAUCUCAGAGUAAGAGCUAAUCUUUCCUUGGUGGUAAUAGCACGUCGCAUGUACGUGUCACGUUUUUUCACGGCAGGCUCUAUCAAUGUAAGUAAAUGGUCAAAAUCUUGCUUGGACAUUCGCAAGAAAUUUGGCACGUCUUCUUCAAAUCUCACGUCUUCUAGGAGUCUGUUCCCAUAUUCUAACCGAGUUUGAUACAACUUUUUGACCCACCAACGCUUACGUCGCUUUUUCCGUUGUUUUUUUCCAAUAAUCGUCGCCAUCACAAUAUAAGCAGCGGCAGCAACUUGCACAUUUCUAGAACCAAGAGACAUGUUGCAUACUGCCUUCACUACGAAUGCGGGUGGUUCGCGUGCUCGCAGUGAGCGUUCGUGGUUACAAACUAG
Messenger RNA from Bacillus rossius redtenbacheri, 1403 nucleotides. RefSeq lists its product as uncharacterized. Bases 206 to 808 code for a protein of 200 amino acids. The transcript is spliced from 2 exons. NCBI's taxonomy places the organism in Eukaryota, Metazoa, Arthropoda, Insecta, Phasmatodea, Bacillidae. The record is from RefSeq and is a predicted model, not a curated record.